Myxocyprinus asiaticus (Chinese sucker) is the source of this 2430-nucleotide messenger RNA. Its product is annotated as caspase-8-like. Gene Ontology annotation, molecular function: cysteine-type endopeptidase activity. The transcript has 6 exons. Gene Ontology annotation, biological process: negative regulation of extrinsic apoptotic signaling pathway via death domain receptors; proteolysis. The record is from RefSeq and is a predicted model, not a curated record. Lineage: Eukaryota; Metazoa; Chordata; Actinopteri; Cypriniformes; Catostomidae. The coding region runs from base 126 to 1217 and encodes 363 amino acids.
CACAUGGAGAGGCAGGCCCAACAAAAGGACUUGGCAACCUUGAAUAUCUGGCAACCCUACGCACUAUUAAUUCGCGUUCAAAAGUUCCAGCGAGGGAAACUCAUCUGAGUACCACAAAGUGAACUAUGGGCACAAAACAGGAUUUCUGUGAAAGAAUUCUCAAAAAUAAAGUCUUCCUUGUGGAGACUUUAUGUGAAGAGGCAGAACUCAUCAUGCAGCAUGUGCAGCAGGUUAAACUUCUUACUCAGCGCGAGUACAGGAACCUCAAAGAUGUCCGUAAGAGAGAGAAGAUGAUAAUUGACCUACUUGACAAACUCAUGAGCAAGGGAGAUGAAACCUGUUGCAAAUUCAUUGACCUUUUAAAACAGGACAGUAUAUUGGAGACUCUUCCUAUGUUGGAGAAUCAUGCCAUUUUUGCUUCUUCAGCCAUGGCACAGGACACCAGCCUGAAAUAUCCAUUGCAGGAUAGCCCAGAGCUCAGGCAAUACAAAAUUACGCAAAUUCCUCGUGGUACCUGUGUAAUAUUCAACAAUGUACAUUUUACAUCCUUGAAGGAAAGGAUGGGAUCAGAUGAGGACCAAAAAUCUCUCGAAAAAGUUUUCAGCUGGCUGGCAUUUAAGGUGGUGGUGCACAGAGAUAAAAUGGCUGCUGAAAUGAGGGAUCUCCUGAAGGACCUAGGCAAGACAGUAGAUGGAGACUGCUUUAUAUGUUGCGUCCUCAGCCAUGGAAGCAAGGACGGAGUCUAUGGAACUGAUGGUGUUGUUGUUUCUGUUGAUGAAAUACGUGAACCAUUCAAUGGCAUAAACUGCCAGAGGCUAGCUGGCAAGCCCAAGGUGUUUUUCAUACAGGCAUGUCGUGGGAAUAAUAAUCAAACGCAUGUGAAUGUCCAGGCAGAUGAUCCAGAAGGAGAAGAAUCAGAGAUUGAAGUGGAUACUGAUGGUUUUGAAAUCUCAAUCCCAGCCGACUCUGAUUUCCUUAUUGCCAGGUCAAGCACUGAUGGUCACUGCUCAUACAGACAGUCAGAAAAAGGCUCCUGGUUUAUUCAGUCACUCUGCCAACAGCUAGAGAAUCAUUGUCCACAGGGUACAGACAUUCAGACAAUCCUGCUUUGUGUGAAUGAUGAGGUCAGCCGUCAGGGAUCUUUUUGCAAACAGAUGCCUGUACAGGAAGUCGCCAUGAGGAAGAAACUGAUUCUUCCUUUGCCCGGUGCAGAGUGAAGUACUGAAACCUUCUAGUGUGCCUGUGAUGUCAUAAAGGAUUGAUAUGUAAUUUGGCUAGAUGAAAUAUUUUUUGUAUUGUAAGGCUGGCACCAGGAUGUCUACAACCAAAAGGCGCCAUUUCCGGUAAAAGUCAAAGAACGGAACUGGCUAUCCAUUUUCGGGAGGUUUAUGUAAUUUAAUUAUGGCCGGCGUAAGUCUCCAAAGAUCGAAAGGACAAUGAAUAGAAGAGGAUUUAGAGUAAUCAAUAACCUAAAAAUUUUAAAUUAAAAGAAUGAUAAGAAAUUAAUUAGAACUUAAAUAUAAAUUAGAGGUCAACUUAAAAUUGGAGUCAGAUAAAAUGAAUAACGGAAUAAAAUGUGUGAAUUAACAAUAAUUGCUUAACUUCAGCGCUCAGAAAAGACAGAACAACGCAGAGACCUUCAAGGGCAAUUUAUUGAAGUUCCACUCCGGAACGGAUAGAAAAUUAUCCCUUUUUACAGUAUCUUUUCUUAUAUUUUUGUAGAUUCAUUAUGAGGGAAUCUCAGGAAAAGUGUAAACUCUUAUAUGCAAAACAUUUGUGUUCUUAAAUGUAGUCUUUUUUAUUUUUACAAAUCAGGACCAAAACUGUUUACAUAAAGGGAAUCAUGAGACCAUUUGAGACAAAUUUGUUUUUAAUUUUUUUAAAUAAAUUUUAUAAUGACUAAGUGGUAUUUUGUUUUGAUGUCUUUUAUUUUUAAGUUUAGUUCCUGUACCAGUCAUGUGAUUUCCUGUUUCCUCAUGUGUUCCUGGUCACGUGAUAUCCUGUUCCCCUCCAUGUUCAUGUGUCUUGUUUUCAUUGUUUUGUUAUCUCAUUAUCAGUCUUAUGUCAUUGGUUCAUUGUCUUAUUUUUAGUUCAGCCUUGUGAUUGGUUGUCUUGUUUACUUGUUACCCAUGCCUGUGUAUCUAAACCCUCAUGAUUGCCAUUGUCUCUUGUCAGGUAUUGUUUAUGUAACGUUGUUUAGCAGUCAAGUCAAGUUUAGUUCAUGUUUUCUGUUCACGGUUUCUGGAUUUCACGUUGAUGUAAAUAAACACUGCACAUGGCAAUAAACUUAUGCUGAACAAAAACAAAGAUUUUUAGAAGAAUAUUUCAGCUCUGUAGGUCCACACAAUGCAAGUGAAUGGUGACCAGAUCCUUCAAGCUCCAAAUCACAUAAAGGCAGCACAAAAGUAAUCCAACAACUCCAGUUGUUAA